Wyeomyia smithii (pitcher-plant mosquito) is the source of this 977-nucleotide messenger RNA. RefSeq names its product rRNA methyltransferase 2, mitochondrial (gene Mrm2). Gene Ontology annotation, molecular function: rRNA (uridine-2'-O-ribose)-methyltransferase activity. Lineage: Eukaryota; Metazoa; Arthropoda; Insecta; Diptera; Culicidae. The transcript is spliced from 4 exons. Gene Ontology annotation, cellular component: mitochondrion. Gene Ontology annotation, biological process: RNA methylation. The record is from RefSeq and is a predicted model, not a curated record. The coding region runs from base 100 to 822 and encodes 240 amino acids.
CAUAAAUAAUCUUUAUUUUUUUUUUAAAUAUGCAUCGUGAAUUUGGGUACAAAUUGUAAACUAUAAUAAAUUUUGAAACAGUUUCCAGAAAGCAAUUCAAUGUACAGGCGUUGCUUGCACACUUCAAUCCGCUCGUUAGGUAAACUUGUUCCGACCAACUUAAAAGGAAAGAAAAAAAGUUCACAGGAAUGGCUUACGCGGCAACUGAACGACCCAUUCGUAGAGCGGGCUAAAAUGAUGAACUACAGAUGUCGAAGUGCUUUCAAGUUACUCGAAAUCGAUCAGAAAUAUGGAAUUAUAAAACCAGGUUCGGUCGUAAUCGACUGUGGAGCGGCACCUGGAUCAUGGUCUCAAAUAGCUGUUAAACAAUCCAAUGCGGAUGGAUUGAACAAUGGUAAACCGAAGGGUCUGGUGAUCGGAAUUGAUCUGUUGCAAAUCUAUCCAAUUGAGCAUGCCACAAUGAUGGGAAACAUGGAUUUCACGAGACCGGAAACACACGACAAAAUUCGAUCUAUGUUAGGUAAUAGGCGCUUGGAUGUGGUUCUUUCGGAUAUGGCACCCAAUGCGACAGGUGUUCGCUCAUUGGAUCAGGAAAACAUCAUCACCCUGUGCUAUUCUGUGCUACGUUUCGCUAUUCUUAUGUCCUCGCCGGAUGCAUCGCUGCUAAUGAAGAUCUGGGAUAAUGCUGAGGUUCCGAUACUAGAGAAAAACAUCCAGCAGUACUAUCGCAUGGUCAAACGAAUCAAACCUCGUGCUAGUCGGAGUGAUUCGGCGGAAAAUUUCAUUCUAGCCCGCGGAUUCGUUGGUGCUGAACAACGGUAGCACUGAUGUUUAGAGGGCAUCUGGUAGAAAAGUGAACCACGUGUAUACUCGCUGACAGUCGCAACAAAACCAGUAAUGGAUCAAACAAAACUCAAGGAACUCGGUAUUAAGUUGUUCGAGAUCAAUGCGUUCAAGUUUGGCGACUUCAAGAUGAA